Rhodamnia argentea is the source of this 1409-nucleotide messenger RNA. Its product is annotated as UPF0496 protein At1g20180-like. The transcript is spliced from 3 exons. Bases 1 to 1269 code for a protein of 422 amino acids. Lineage: Eukaryota; Viridiplantae; Streptophyta; Magnoliopsida; Myrtales; Myrtaceae. The record is from RefSeq and is a predicted model, not a curated record.
AUGGACAUAGCAGAAGUACUGGGAACAGAAAUAUCAGAUUCUCGAAAAAUAAAUCGAAAAUCUUCCAAUGAUAGAGUGACGGAUGAUCCACUACAAGGAGCCUCUAUGACAGAAGCAGUGGUGGAUGGUCGUGUCGUUUGGGUCGUAACUGAUAGCAGUUGGACGCUAGAUGACCAUGUUUGGGACAGUGCUUCCAAAACUUGUUGCAAGGAAGAGGAAGUGGCAAGCACCGCAUCUAUGGGUGAGUCCCAAAAGGAACGUCUAAACAGCAUGUCUAGCAAGUCGAGCAGCGUCAAUCGAGAGUACACACAAGCUUUCAGGACCAAGUCCUACGUGGAAAUGUGUACUAAAGUCCAAUCCCAGAUUGGAAGAGCAAGCAUCGGCAGAUCAGUCCCGUCCCAUCCUCCAUGUGCCGAUUCCUGUAGCAUGGCGAACCUGUCAGAAUCGCUCCUCGAGCCUGGGCAGGAAACCCUCGCGACCAUGAUCAAGACCUUGAAUUUCCAUCGUCUUGUUGUCGACUUCUUCGAGGUGAGCUCGAACUCUUGUGACGUGUGCGAGUUGCUCCUCCUGGGGAUCCACAAGAUCCGCACCAAUUACCAAAGGAUCAGAAGGGCAAUCAAGUUGGCAAAACUGGUAUUUGAAGAUGCAACUCAUGUGGACGAGCAGAACCAUCUGAUAUGCCGAGAGCUGUCUGCAUUUGCCGCGCUGACAAGCCCUUUAUUUGCGAUUGCCCGGGUGCAGUUCCCAGGUAUGCACGAUACUUAUGUGGCAUUGUUACAUGAGUUGACAUCCAAGCGCAAGCAGAUGCUGAGGAGAAUGAAGCUGGCUAGGGCUUUCAAGAAGGUAGGAGGGCUCGGGCUGAUUGUCUCCUGCAGCACGGGGAUGUGCAAUAGGAAGGGGAAGUCCAUUAGGCCAUCAUCAUAUCCAGAGAAAAGCUCAUCAGCCGAAGGAAUUUGCGCACAGCUCGACGUCACGGCGAAAGGUGUGUACAUACUAACUAAUGACAUGGACACUGUAAGCAGGCUCGCGGGGAGGUUGCAGGACGAGGUUGAGCAUGGCAGAUCAAGGGCCGGGAUGGCGGUGAGGAACUAUGCGACGAAGGGCGAAAUCAUGAGGGAGGUUGUGUAUGAGUUUUUUGAUGCACACAAUGCCCGUUUCUUGGAGCAGCUGGAGGAGCUUGAGGAGCAUAUUUACUUGUGCCUUGUCACCAUGAACAGGUCAAGAAUGUUGGUUGUGGAAGAGAUCUUGACCUCUCAGUCCAUGAGCUGAAUCAAAGUGGUCAUUGACCAAUUUAUGUGACAAUUAAUUGCUUGUUAAUUCAGACAUUUUUAUGAUAGCUGCCUAUGGCCUAUGCCAUUGGAGAAGGUUCAUGACGGGGGCCUUCAUCAGAUGCUUUUACCAUGUGCAUA